UACCUUGGUUAGCAGCUCAGAGUGAAUUCACUGCUGAGCUGGGAAGAAACACACACAAAGGAGCUGUCAAUACUGGAUGAGAAAUUAGGGCUGGUUAAACUAAAUUAAGUGCAAAACUUAAAAAUGCUAAACCAGGAAUGGAUCAGUAUCUUCCAAAGCAAGAUUUGCGAUCUGAAUAAAGGGCACAGGUGGUGGAUCGAGUUUGACAACAGCAUUGAGGUGGAUCAGCAGGCGGCAGGCUGGCAGCAGUACAUCCGGAAAGCGUUUGCAUGGUUCUCCUGCACAAUGUGCAGGAACACAUGGGCCUCAGCCCAGGUGCCAGUGGUCUUCCACAUGCAGCUGAACCAGGCCCAGGGCCAGGGGACUGUCAAGGUGCGCUGGUACAAGCAGAAGUGCCGAAAGUGUCAGAAUGCCAACUUCGAGGAGCCGCAGAUCAAACGUGACAAUGUCGAGGUCCUGCUGGACAAGCUGAUGGAGAAGAUCCUUUCCAAGUGCUACAAUGAAAACACCGGAGAGAAAAACAGAUCCUUCUACGUCGAAGGGGAACGGGAGGGGCCACACGAGAAGGCACACUGUGAAGCGUGUUUCAAGGGCAUCUGCCAAAGGACCACCUGAGUGCCACCUGGGAUGGAAAGCAAAUGGCAUUCUCUUGUGCCGGAAUCAGGGAAAGACUCCUGUUCCACAGCAGUUUGAUCCACUCCCGUUUAUUUUAUGAAUGCCAAUGAUGGUUGCCAAAUAUAUGUAUACCUUUUUCACAAAUCUGCACAGGCAGAUUUCCAGAAAAUAGUGAGAACAAGCUAGAAAGACCAAACACCUGGUGAUAGCUUCAAUACAAGAACCUACGGGCAGUAAAAACAGCAGCCAGUAAUAAAAAAAUGGCUGGGUCAGACUGCUGUGUUUUGUGAGUCUGAUCUGUUUCCCUGCAGGGUGAAUGGUUGUAUAUAGGGGCAAUAUCCUCAUUUUUCCUUGUAGACAAUGUUUUAAGCAAUAAGCUAAAGGGGGCAGCUUGUUCUCAAGGUAGUUUCUACUGAAUACUGUGAAAAUUAAGGUUCUAUAUGUUUUUUCCUGUACUUUAAUGCUUUCAAAAACUCUGUACAGUUCUGUAAAUUAUAUUAAUUAUAUUAAUUUAUUUUAUAAAGAUACAAUGAAGCUUUUGG
Molecule: messenger RNA, 1157 nt
Organism: Lepisosteus oculatus (spotted gar)
Lineage: Eukaryota; Metazoa; Chordata; Actinopteri; Semionotiformes; Lepisosteidae
Product: receptor-transporting protein 4-like
Biological process (GO): protein insertion into membrane; protein targeting to membrane
Molecular function (GO): olfactory receptor binding
Source: RefSeq, a predicted model, not a curated record